AUGGACCACAUGCUGAAGAAGUUGCCCUUCUUGAAGAAGGAAAGCAAGGAGACCCAUCCACAAAUCAGCAGUAAUGACCCACGGCAGUGGAACAACCAAGAAGCCCACCCGUCCACUUCUUCGGCCACUCAAAGAACCACGCAGGUCUUACCCCUGCUUGUGAAGUCAGCUCCAGUGGACAUCAGGAAGAAGAUGCAGCCUCCAGCGCUGGUCCUGCCCGACUUGGUGCACAGGACAACUCCGAGGGCUCCUCAGCGGGAGAUCAAGGCUGGACAGAAGGAGCCCCCUCCCUUGCCAAGGAGGCCCGAGAGGGAAAGGGCUCCGGGGAGAAAACGCUCUCCAGACGCCAUCCUGCCUUCGUAUCCAGAACUCUCGGACGAGUGCUUCAGAAGUUUGUGGGAGAGCAGGAAGGCAUUGAAAGGCAGACCCGUCAAAGAAAUCUUGGAUCUGAUGGACGAGAGAGAAAUAUUAGAGACCAUCUUGGACCAUCUUCGUCCUUUCCAGAAAAGUCGAAUUAAUUAUAAUAUGCAUCCGGACGCAGAAGGGAAACCAACCCUCCCGUUGGAAACACACAGAAAGCUGUUCCUUCCUCUGCUCCUUCACUUUCUCACAACUUCUUUUUUGUUGUUCUUGUUGUUGUUGGCAAAGCAGAUUCCUUCAGACCACAAACUGCCCAGGAGGAAAACAAGCCCAUUGCCGCCCAUCGACCAGGAGCAAAGCACGUCCCAGGUCUUGUCUAAAGACAAGAUUAACCUAUACAAAUAUUAUGGCGUUAAACUGCGAAACUCAAGACAGAAGGACCUGGUGACGGAACAGCUCAAAAGCCUUCUAAGUUUUUCGUUCCAGGAAGAAACAGACCGAGAGGGAAUCUCGGAAACCAUUCGAAUGGUUGCCUUUUGCCACCUGCCUGAGAUUCUGGAGGUCCUGAAAGAGGCUGGACAUUUCAGGCAGCCCAAGGCACCUUUUGCGCUGGAAGCCACCAGUGAGGAGUCACAGACUCUCUCCGAGAGACGGAUUCGGACCACACUAAUCCUCUGCUACGGCCAGGCAGUCCUGGGAGCGCAAGUGGAAGACAUGGUGCCUCUCAUGGACAACAUUAUUUCAGAAAUACUCGACCAGUAUUCCACCAGGAACAAGGACGAAGGGCUGAAGACAGCGUUCAUGAGGUCUAUCAUCAUGAUCACCAAAGCUGUUGCCUACAGCAGGAGGCAAGACAUCCAUUUGCCCCAUAAACAGGAAUUGGUCAUAAACAUCAUUGAAGUCAUUGAAGAUCAGCCCUCGAGACCCUUGUCCGUUGUAAUUCUCCAUCAAGCGAUCGUCACCAUCACCUGCAUAAGGUACCUACCUGCUCCACCCUCAUCUUCCCACCAGCUCAGUAGGAACUUGGAGUUGGACCCAGUGAUGGGAUUUCAAUGCCAAGUCCCCAUGCUCUAG
Pantherophis guttatus is the source of this 1434-nucleotide messenger RNA. Lineage: Eukaryota; Metazoa; Chordata; Lepidosauria; Squamata; Colubridae. The record is from RefSeq and is a predicted model, not a curated record.